AUGACUAGUGCGGUAUUUAAAGUUGGUAAUGGCACUAUUCUUAAUUCAAUAUCGCCCAACGUUCAACGGCAGCAACUUAUUUCUGAACAAGAUGCAAAUGUAAAGAAGAGAAUAAAAAAUACGAUCAAGAAUAAGUGCGAGGUAGAGAGAUGCGAGAUUGAUGAUGGUGAGAAUGCUUCAACCUUUUGUUUAUCUUCUCAGCCAAUAGAAAAAAAGGCGCAUCACUCUAAUUUAGAGGAGAUUCGAUCUGGCUCACCAGUCGUUAACGGGAAAGUCAUAUCACUAUUUAUCGGCGAUUUGAAUAAAAACGUCACUGAAAAAAUGCUGAAAGAAACAUUCUGUAAUUUCUCAUCCCUUGUCUCAGUUAAAAUAUGCGUCGACAGCUGUGGAAAAACUCUCGGUUAUGGUUAUUUAAAUUUUCUUAGUCAAGUUGAAGCAGACGAAGCAGUGGAUCAGUUUAAUUAUCUCGAGCUAUAUGGUCGAGAGGUCAGAAUAAUGCCAUCACUAAGGAACUCUUUUUUCCGAAAAAAUAUGGGUACGAACGUUUUUUUCUCCAAUCUUCCUCUCGAAAAUCCAAAGCUGACAACCAGAGCAUUUUAUGACACUUUCAAAACUUUUGGUAGGGUUCUAUCUUGCAAGUUGGAUAGAAGGAAAAAUAUUGGAUUUGUUUAUUUUGAGGAUGAUAAUUCAGCAAGAAGAGCUAUUGAGAAAUUCAAUAAUAGGGAAUAUUUUGGAAAUAUUGUCAACUGUGGAAUUCAUUUCGAUAGGGAGGUUCGAAGCUCUCCUGAGUUUGAGUUGAGAAAGUUAAAGCUGGAAGGUAUGACUAUAAUAAAAGAGAAGCUAAUAUCUGCAGAUCGCACGGAACUGCGAGAAGAGGAACUUAAAAAUCAAGCCCCGCAUCCCAAUGCAGUGUUUGUCAAGAAUAUACCACUAAUUGCCACAAAAGAAGAGAUUUUAAACCAUUUUAGUAGCAUAGGUCCUGUUAAAUCCGUGUUCACAUCUCCUGUUUCGAAUUACAACUCUUUAUGGGCUUUCGUUACCUAUAAAAAGGGACAAGAUACAGAGGAGGCUCUGAAGGUAUUUGAUGGCGCCAGCUUCAUGAAUAGAACGAUUCAGGUUUCAAGAGCUAAAAAGAAGAAUACUAGACAGAAUGGUGCUUUCUACAAACACAUACCGAGCUCGAAGAAUUCUCUCAUAGGAUCUGAAAGUGGCAACAUGGUGAGUAAUUAUCGUCAGACAAUCUAUUUAAGUAACUUGAGCCCAGUUUGUACACGAGAGUUUCUGUGUUGCCUGUGCUGUAAGGAAAAAAUUCGGUACAAAAGCAUAAUUAUCAACAACUUUGACCAAACUUCCUGCACGUUCUAUGCCGUUGUAGUCUGUAGCUCCAGAAGCGAUGCAUUGCGAUUAUUUCGCUAUAUGGACAAACGAUUAUUUGGUGAUACCAUGGUGAAAGCAUCAUGGCAGACUCCAAAAGGCAUGAAUUUAGUAGCUAGUUCUGCAGAAGCCAUUAAAUGCGGCGCUCACAAUAUCGCAAAGGGGUAUCUUCCUCGCAGAUCACUCGAAGGAAAAGAGCUAACUGCUAAGAAUAAACUUGACGAUCACUCUGGUAAGUAUUCCAAGGCUAGCGGUAACAACAAGAUGCGUAUUUCUACCAUUUCCUGCAACAGUAUCACAAAAAAGACCACUUCAAGAGUACGGAUCAUGGAAAUUCUAAAAAGACAAGUCAGCAAUUGUAUUGACUUUAUGAAGUACCCCACCGCAACACGAGAGGAAAAUUUGAAAUGCAUCACUGAGUAUAUAUUUGACGUUUAUUGGCGCUCAGAUCUCGAGAGGAUCAACCAAUUCUUACUAUCAACCGAUACAGAGCAAGAACAUGAAGGAGUUCUAGAUAAGCAGGUCCAAGAAGCAAUUGAAUUUUUAGGGUUUCAAAGAUGA
Molecule: messenger RNA, 1935 nt
Organism: Lachancea fermentati
Lineage: Eukaryota; Fungi; Ascomycota; Saccharomycetes; Saccharomycetales; Saccharomycetaceae
Source: the annotation of a GenBank genome assembly